CAAACCAAAGGAUCUUGUUCUAUCAGCGAACGCCAGCACCACUCCCAUUCGUCCAAAAUGAAGGCCGGCCUUGCUCUGCUUCUUCUCGUCGCCAUGGUUGCUGCCACCUUCGCCGGAUACAUUGGCUACGGCGGAUACGGAGGCUACGGAGGCUAUGGCGGCUACGGUGGCUACGGCGGCUACGGAGGCUAUGGCAUCGGCUACGGCAUCGGCCACUACGGCGGAUACGGUGGCUACGGCGGUUAUGGAGGCUACGGUGGUUACGGCGGCUACGGAAAGUACGGAGGCUACGGUGGCUACGGCUACCACGGCUAAACGCGACGUUCACUCGCUCAACGCAGCCAAAGCAUUCUGUACAAAGUCCACUGAAUAAAUUAUGUGAGUCAGCAAAA
Molecule: messenger RNA, 392 nt
Organism: Rhipicephalus sanguineus (brown dog tick)
Lineage: Eukaryota; Metazoa; Arthropoda; Arachnida; Ixodida; Ixodidae
Product: glycine-rich protein
Exons: 2
Coding region: 58-315 (85 amino acids)
Source: RefSeq, a predicted model, not a curated record